UCAGUUAUCAAUGAAGGUUCUUCAUAGUGGCUUGUGUCAUCUGUUGGUGAAAUUCAACAAUAAAAAGCUAAAUCCUCGAAUUGGUGAAGGUCUUGACGAAAAACUUCCAAAUGUGAUUCAUUUAGUUUAUAAACAAUCGGACUUGAAUAAGUUUUCAUGACUUUUAAAUGUUUUAUUUGUAUUCCUUAUGGCCUCUGGUAAUCGAUCUAACAGAACACGAUUACAGGCAUGUUGCUAUUAUUGUCGUUUGGUGAUUACUUUCCUAUUUUCCCAUGUUGGUUUGUGCACUUUGGUAAUGGGCUAUGCUUUUUUGGGUGCUGCUGUAUUUCAAUGGUUGGAAUCGGACAAUGCAAGGCAAGCGAGAAAAUUUGUUAGACCUGUUAAAGAUCGAUUGAUUGAAAGACUAUGGAACAUCACGGAAGGACCAAACAUGCUUCGAGAUGAUUUGUGGAAGCAACAGGCAACUAUACUUUUAAAUGAUUUUUCCAAAGAAAUGAUUACUCUGGUACAACAGAAAGGAUAUGAUGGAAUGAGUGAAGAAACCGAAUCAACUCAAUGGGAUUUCAUGGGAGCUUUGCUAUAUUCCAUUAUUGUUAUGACCACUAUCGGCUAUGGCGAUAUUGCUCCAAAAACUGUUGAAGGUAAAAUGGUUACUAUACUCUACGCCAUUAUUGGGAUCCCGUUGAUGUUGGUUUUCAUGUCUAAUAUUGGUGAUCUUUUAGCAAGCUCUUUUAAAUUUUUUUACUGGAAAAUAUGUUGUCGAUACUGUUUUCAACAGUCUCGAACAAAAGAUCAUCGCCGUAACCGUAAAGAUAAACGAAAAGAUCGAAAAUAUCCACGAAUGCCUCCAAUUAAUGAGCGAUCUUCUCAUGAAAUGUAUGGUCAAAUGAGUGGCAGUCCAUUUUUAUCUGAGAUAACAUACCAACAAGCGCCUGAAGUUACUGGUGUACCAGUGAUACCCAAUAGAUAUGUUUUAGCCUCUGAACAGUUUGAACGCUUAAAAGAAAUAAGUGAAGCUCAAAGAACAGCUUCAAAGACACCAGAAAAUAUAGUAUCACAGCCAACUGUUACUCCAAGUGAUCUUUAUGCAUUUCAUCGAAGUCAAUUUGGUACACCGGUUUAUCCUAUGGGUGUUAUAGCUGAAUCAAGAGAUUCAUCCGAGUCUGAUUCUUCUUCUGAAGAUGAAAUUGAAAGCAAUAUACCGGUAUUAGUUUGCCUCAUAAUCGUUGGUUCUUACAUUUGUGGUGGUGCCUUGUUAUUUAAAGAAUUUGAAACUUGGGAAUUCGGUGAAUCGGCAUAUUUUUGUUUCAUUACACUGACCACCAUCGGAUUCGGUGAUAUGGUGCCUGCCAGGCAACAAUCGAACGUCGAUCAACAACAGAUUAUUAAUCUUAUAUACUCAGCUCUAUAUCUUCUCUUCGGAAUGGCUUUAAUGGCGAUGUCAUUUAAUGUUAUCAAAGAAUCUGUGACAGAAACAGUUCGAGGUAUUGGCAAAAAAAUAGGACUAGUAAAGGGUUCUCGAAGUUGUUAAGACCUUACAAAAGUGCAUUAUAAAAAAAAUUGUCGACUAUACUUUAAAUGUAUUAUACAUUGUAUUUUAUGACGGGUUGAUACUCUUAGUUUGGUGAAAAAAGCCUUAACCUAAUUAAAUACACGAAUUGAAAUUUGA
Messenger RNA from Tetranychus urticae (two-spotted spider mite), 1669 nucleotides. Its product is annotated as two pore potassium channel protein sup-9-like. Gene Ontology annotation, cellular component: plasma membrane. Gene Ontology annotation, biological process: stabilization of membrane potential; potassium ion transmembrane transport. Gene Ontology annotation, molecular function: potassium ion leak channel activity; outward rectifier potassium channel activity. Lineage: Eukaryota; Metazoa; Arthropoda; Arachnida; Trombidiformes; Tetranychidae. The record is from RefSeq and is a predicted model, not a curated record.